Neurospora tetrasperma FGSC 2508 is the source of this 3339-nucleotide messenger RNA. RefSeq lists its product as uncharacterized. NCBI's taxonomy places the organism in Eukaryota, Fungi, Ascomycota, Sordariomycetes, Sordariales, Sordariaceae. The coding region runs from base 1 to 3339 and encodes 1112 amino acids. The transcript is spliced from 2 exons. The record is from RefSeq and is a predicted model, not a curated record.
AUGGAGCCCAGGACCGGACCUCAGCCGCUUUCGCACCGACGACCUGGGCAGCGAGUAAUCAAGAGCAAUAGCGUGAGCGCCGCGCUUCAUGACUACCUCCACAACAACCCUGGGGGGUUCGAUAUGCGCUUUUAUGCCAGGCGGUAUGGCGUUUCGGUUGGCAGUCUUACAAUGAGACUGUGGAGGGAGAAGAGGAAGAAGAAGAAGGAGGAUGAUGCAACUGAGGCUCUGGACAGUGAUGAAGAGACCAUGGAAGUUUCAAGGAUUGAGGCACCGGCAGCGUUAGCAAGGCCAACAACGACAACAAGACCAGAGCGACACAGUCUCACAUUUCCCAUUCCCAAGCCAGGCAAGAAAGCCUCUCGAGAAGCCGUAGAAGCCGCCUUUGACGAAUACCUUCACAGCAGUCCCCCGGUGUCUGGCCUUGACAUCGCUAAAAAGUACGGUCUACAUCCAAGCACCAUGAACAAGAGGAUAGCUUCGACGAAGAUCUCGAAGGACGUUGCUAGAAGUGCUGGGGAUAGCGGAAAGAAAACCAGGAGCGGAAGGGCAAACAACUUGAGGAGUAAUCCUCCGAGUUCACGUCGACAACAAGAAGCCGGAGUCAAGCCUGGUAUUCCAGGCAAGAGCAUCCCGCCGCCGCCGCCACCACUACGACCACCACCAACAGCAGCAGUACCGACACCAGCACCAACCUCUGCAAGUGGACCAAAACAAGCCAGAAGUCUAUCCACACUAAGAGCAAGAGUAGAUCGCAUCAACUCUGCCAUGGAGUACAUCAUCCAAAAUCCCGGUCAUUGUUACAAGCACGUCGCCAAAAGAUUCGGCGUGGGUCGUCGGACGCUCUUCGGUAGGGCUGCUAAGUUGAGAGCAGCCGGUAUCAAUGUCCCAUCCUCAACGAUUCCAGGAAGGAUGCCAGCAAAGCGGGACACCUACAUUACUACUGGUAGUAGUAGUAGUAGUAGUAGUAGUAGGCAUGGAGAUGUACAACCCAGUGGAGGCUCAGCGGAAGAGGCAAUAGCAGCAGUAAUCAAAGUCAGAAGCAGCACAAGCCAACGGCCACGACAGGAUCAAGGACAAGGCGAAAGUCAGAAACAGGACCCGACAGAAAAGAAGAAGAAGAAGAAGAAGGAGAAGGAGAGCGCGUCACCGCCACGACCACAACCACAAUCACAUCAAGAGCGAGACCGAGGACGAGGUCUAGGUCUCAGAAGCAGCAGCCGAAUCAAAGCCGCCGCACAGACAAGCGUGAACGCCGGGGUUAGCAGUAGCAGCAACAGCAACAGCACCAGCAACAGAAACAGCAGCACCAGCAACAGCAGCACCAGCAAUGGCAGCAGAAGCAAAGAGAAAAGUAACAACAACAACAAUAACCCUUCAGACUACAUGUCCAGAGCUGAGCGAUGCGAUGCUGCCUGGGAGGAGUACCUCUGCAGCAAUCCGCGGCCGAGCCUCUUCUAUUUUGCGAGAAAGUAUGGAAUUCACAAGAGCACCUUGAGCGCGAGGAAAGGCGCUUUGAAGAAGCAGGGGGUGGAUGUUGAUCUGUUGUUGCCGAACUCUGCUAAAGCCAAUACUAAUGGUAAUGCUUUUGCUAAUGGGGCCGGCAGUGGAAGGAUGUCAAAGGUUGUGGACUUGAUGAGCGACUCUGACUUGGACUCGGACUUGGAGGAAUCGGAAUCGGAAUCGGAAUCGGGUUCGGAGGCGGAGGAUGGUGGUGACCAUGAGAUCAUUGACGCUGAGAGUAACGUCACCUCACCUCCGUCGUCGAAGCUAGUAUUGGCACGACGUCAAAGUAUGCAACUGUCUGAUAUCCAGGAACGAUACCUGGUGAACUGGUACCUUCGCGAAGAGUCACUAGGGAGAGGAGCACCGAGUCGUGGUAAACUGACUAGCAUGGCGUUAUCGUUGUUAUUUGAUGGGCAGGAAGUGGAUUUGGACCUCCAGGAUGAGGAAUGGUUGGGUAUUUUGAUUCAACAGUUUCUGGAGCGGAAUCCGGAUAUCAAAUUGAUGGUUGGAAGGGCAGAGGGUGGAGAUGGGAUAUGGGGUGAGGAGGUAAUGGUGGGGCUUGUGCUAGCACAGAAGAUGAGGAAGCCCAAGGAUGGCGUGAGGAUGUUAUGGGGACCAACAGCUGCUGAAGCAGCAGCGGCAGCAGCGGCGAUGGGUUACAUCUCUGACGAGAAUGAUGACGAAGGUGAUUGGGAAGACGAAGAAGAAUCCGAUUCCGAGCAGAGCGAAAGUGAUGAAUCAGUCUCUGACUCCGAAGACUCCGAAGACUCCGAAGAAGACGACUCCGACUCCGACUCUGAUCCUGACUCUGACUCUGACACCUCGACCAGCACCUCAAACGACAAUCCCUACAACCAAGCCUUCGUCGAAUCCCUCUUUGUCAAACUCGAGUCCACACCCUCUCCGCCUCUACUAUCACCGGCAGCGACAAAAGGCGGACACAAACAUAAUAACCUUCCAACACCCCAAUCCUCCUACGACAUCCAACAACAUUAUCUCUCUGCUCUAUAUAACUCACAAUCAGCGACGCAGACAGCUCAGAUUGUCAAAACCCUGUGCAUCAAAACCGGCAAGGCUCUGGACCUCAAGAAUUCUGCGCUGGAAGCCUUAAGGGAGAAAGCGGACCGGUUGGAGAAAGAGGCCGGGGAGUUGAAGAAGGCCAUACUAGAAAUCACGGCGGCGGCGGCGGCAGCGGCGGCGGGAAAGCAUGAUGGUCUUCUUCUUGAUCCUAGCCCUGAUCCUGGUUCUAGUCCUUCUCCUCUGGGGCUGUCGUUUUCCGAGGAGCGACAUGAACAGGAGAAGCAGCAACUACAGCAAGAGGGGCAGGAAGGAAAGAGGUCAUCGUCGUCAGGAAGCAUAAACAUGAGUUCUGUCAGCGAUGUAGAUGUAGAAAGGGAGAUUUUGGAGAGGGCCACCACCACCACCACCACUGAUAAGGGACUAAGGGCAUCGCCGUCGUCGAUAAUACCUCCUCCCGAACUGGAAGAGGCAAACUCAAUGCAAGAGAGUUUGCUCGGUGGAAGUAACGAAGCGGGUGGUCAAGGAAAUGGAGAGAGUGAAAGUAACUGUGAAAGUGGCUAUGACAAUGAGCACAAGGGAAGCGACACUAAACGCCCAAGUUUUCUCACUGAUGAUACCUCAACAAUAGUGUCGCAUGACAACAAAAGCAGGAAACGGCGUCGCAUGGUCGAUAUAGAAAUUGUGCUUGAAGCCAAGAAAAUGUUUGGCUUUGCUGCUCACGAUGAAAGCAUAGGGCCAUGGACAGGGGCAUACACAAUCGGGCCUGGGGCGCCCGGGAAGAAGAGGAGGAGGAUCACGGAGCGGAACAGCUAG